GCUGAGGUGGAGGAGACUCUGAAGCGAAUCCAGAGCCAGAAGGGCGUGCAGGGAAUCAUCGUGGUGAAUUCUGAAGGGAUUCCCAUCAAGAGCACCAUAGACAACGCCACCACCAUCCAGUACGCCGGGCUCAUGCACAGCUUCAUCAUGAAGGCCCGAAGCACCGUGCGCGACAUCGACCCCCAGAACGACCUCACCUUCCUGCGCAUCCGCUCCAAGAAAAACGAAAUCAUGGUUGCUCCAGAUAAAGACUAUUUCCUGAUUGUCAUCCAGAAUCCAACUGAAUGAUUACACUGACUCAGUCUGGUUUAUUCUCUUUGCCUGUUUUAUUUUCCCUGUUUUAUUUUUUAUUUAAUGGUAAAAGAUAGAGCAUUAGUGUUAACUGUGCUGUGACUCUUCAGUAAGGUUUGGGGAAAUUAAAGCAGGUGGUUUUGUUGUCUACAAACAGAAAAAAUGUUGCUUUUUGUAUCACAAGUCAUUUUGAGUGGGAGCUGGUGAGUUGGAAUUGGGCAGCAAAAAAUGCAACAGAUUCUUUUAAUAGCUAAGAUAAUAUAAUAAAAUUCUAAUAAUUACCAAAAAUCCCUUUCUUUGUAUGCUUCUGUGCUUCUUUCACCACUGAGCUCUGCUUUUACACUCUUAGUUUUGAGUGGCUGUAAAUAUGACUGCCUGUCCUCUAGUUCUGUCUUACUCUGUUGGUUUUACUUCAAAAAAAUCUGACCAAAAGAAAUUAAAAAGUGUCACCAGUAA
Zonotrichia albicollis (white-throated sparrow) is the source of this 747-nucleotide messenger RNA. Lineage: Eukaryota; Metazoa; Chordata; Aves; Passeriformes; Passerellidae. The record is from RefSeq and is a predicted model, not a curated record.